Vigna umbellata (rice bean) is the source of this 801-nucleotide messenger RNA. RefSeq names its product mitochondrial pyruvate carrier 1. Gene Ontology annotation, cellular component: mitochondrial inner membrane. Lineage: Eukaryota; Viridiplantae; Streptophyta; Magnoliopsida; Fabales; Fabaceae. The record is from RefSeq and is a predicted model, not a curated record. Gene Ontology annotation, biological process: pyruvate import into mitochondria.
CAUUUCCCCUUCCAUAAGUGGUGAAACGCAAAUAGUGAUGGCGUUUGAAGAGGUGUGAGUUGUUAAAUCAAAAGCAAUAAAACCCUUCCUUCAGAUUUGACUCUCCGGCGCUGUCCUCGUCCGCAUUGAACAGGCGAUUCUCAUUCCUACAGUUCUUGAAGUAGCACCGGUAUUGUAUGGCUUCCUUCAGAGCAUUUUGGAACAGUCCAAUGGGUCCCAAAACUACACACUUUUGGGGACCUGUUGCCAACUGGGGAUUUGUGGCAGCUGGAUUGGCUGACAUGAAGAAACCUCCAGAAAUGAUCUCUGGCAACAUGACAGGAGCAAUGUGUAUCUAUUCAGCAUUGUUCAUGAGAUUUGCAUGGAUGGUACAGCCACGCAAUUAUCUACUUUUUGUUUGUCAUGCUUCAAAUGAAACUGUUCAACUUUAUCAAUUCUCUCGAUGGGCAAGGGCAGAGGGGAAUCUGUCUGAUAAGAAGGAGGAAACUUCAUCUCAGUAACAUGAUGAUAACACUUUCCUCGGUGUAGUGAUUUAAAAGAUUUUGCAUUUGAACUUGUCGACGUUUGAAUAAGUGAUCAGUGGUGGUAAGAAGGGCCUUGUGGAAACUGCUAAGGAUUCUGGCCUAGUUCAGCGGAAGUCUAAAUUAUUUGAAGGCGUAUGGGUGGGUUUUAUACGUCUUACAUAUUGACUGACCCAUGAAUGUUUAAUCUUAAAGCAUAAACAAAGAUUUGUCUAUUUCCGAAAUUCAUUUCAAUUACAAACUACUAACUUGAAGUUGAGUGUUGAAGAUUGUGCUGUGA